Medicago truncatula (barrel medic) is the source of this 1059-nucleotide messenger RNA. RefSeq names its product beta-carotene isomerase D27, chloroplastic-like. The coding region runs from base 85 to 885 and encodes 266 amino acids. Gene Ontology annotation, molecular function: iron ion binding. Lineage: Eukaryota; Viridiplantae; Streptophyta; Magnoliopsida; Fabales; Fabaceae. The transcript is spliced from 6 exons. The record is from RefSeq and is a predicted model, not a curated record.
UAUUUGGUGGACUUAAAAAAAAGCAAGAUUAUAUGUAUUUAUCAAGUAAGGAGUGUGAUGAAACUCAAGAGUGUGAAUUAAUCAAUGGUAGUUCUUAGUUUUCAGGUUGUGCCUCAGCUAAUAAUAACUCCACCACAAUAUGCUCCAAGAGCAAGUGGUGCUACCAUUCGGUGUGGUAUAGCUGAACCAUCUGGUGAACCAGCUCCUUUAGGACAAAAGACACGUUACAAUGACAGUAUUUUUGAGAAGGUUUUCAUGACUUUGUUUGCACGAAAAAUGGAACCAUUUGCAGAGCCUGUAAUAGGGAAUGCUAAAAAGAAGAAGGAAAAGAAGGGUUUGUUGGAUGUUUGGGAGUAUGAUUAUGAGAGUUUUGUUGAUGUGUCCAAAAGAGUAAUGUUGCGUCGGUCUCGUUUGCAGCAACAGCAAGUUGUUCGUGAGGUUCUUCUUUCUAUGCUUCCUCCAGGUGCGCCUGCUCAGUUUAGGAAAUUAUUUCCACCAACAAGAUGGGCUGCAGAGUUUAAUGCUGCAUUGACAGUGCCUUUCUUCCACUGGCUAGUUGGUCCUUCUGAGGUUAUAGAAGUGGAGAUAAAUGGGGUGAAGCAAAAGAGUGGCGUCCAUAUAAAGAAAUGCAGGUACCUGGAGAACAGUGGAUGUGUUGGACAGUGUGUUAAUAUGUGCAAGAUUCCUACCCAAGAUUUUUUCACUAAUGAAUUUGGACUUCCAUUAACAAUGAUUCCAAAUUUUGAAGACAUGAGUUGUGAUAUGGUUUAUGGCCAAACUCCGCCUUCAUUUGAAGACGACCCAGUCUCCAAACAACCUUGCUAUGCUGAUAUAUGUCCUGUAGCGAAUCCAAACUCCAGUAUAUGUCCUAAGCUACAAUCAUGAGCAGACACUCCUUUGGAUAAUUUUCCAUGACAGAAUUAGUGUAUACUAUAAGUUUCUCAUGAUCUCGACUUCAGGUUUUCUUGUUACUGUAAUAUAGUUGUCAUUAAAGGGAAAUAAACAAACCAACAUUACAAACAAGUGAGAUUAUUAUACAGAAUAUGUUUUUAUUUUUUA